This is a messenger RNA of Plasmodium coatneyi, 741 nucleotides long. Its product is annotated as Proteasome subunit alpha type. Lineage: Eukaryota; Apicomplexa; Aconoidasida; Haemosporida; Plasmodiidae. Gene Ontology annotation, biological process: ubiquitin-dependent protein catabolic process. The record is from RefSeq and is a predicted model, not a curated record. Gene Ontology annotation, cellular component: proteasome core complex; proteasome core complex, alpha-subunit complex; nucleus. The transcript has 2 exons. The coding region runs from base 1 to 741 and encodes 246 amino acids.
AUGGCCAGGAGAUAUGACAGCAGGACGACGACCUUCUCCCCAGAGGGUAGAUUAUACCAAGUAGAAUAUGCCCUAGAAGCAAUAAAUAAUGCCAGCAUAACAAUUGGCAUAAUAACAAACGAAGGAGUAAUCCUCGGGGCCGACAAAGUGUUCAUAUCUAAGUUAAUAGAUAAGGCAAAUAAUUUCGAAAAAAUCUACAAAAUUGACAAGCAUAUAUUUUGUGGAGUGGCAGGAUUAAAUGCCGAUGCGAAUAUUUUAAUAAACCAGUCCAGACUUUACACACAAAGAUAUUUGUACAACUACAAUGAUGUGCAGCCAGUGUCCCAAUUAGUUGUUCAGAUAUGUGAUAUUAAGCAGAGUUAUACACAGUAUGGUGGGUUAAGACCCUAUGGUGUGAGUUUUUUGAUUGCAGGGUAUGACGUAAAGGAGGGAUACCAACUGUAUCACACCGACCCGAGUGGGAACUAUUCUGGAUGGUUUGCUACGGCUAUUGGUACGAAUAACUUGACGGCUAGUUCUAUUCUCAAGCAGGAAUGGAAGAAGGACAUGACUCUGCAGGAUGGUCUAUUGCUUGCCCUGAAAACGCUAGCCAAGAGCACAGAUAGCGAGGUACCCAAAAGCGAAAAAAUUGAGUUAGCCUACUUGUCAAACAAAGACGGCGAAUUGAUACAGAAAUAUUUAACAGAAAAGGAAAUAGCAGAACUGGUUAAAAUAUACACAGAAAAGUAUGUGAAGGAGUAA